This is a messenger RNA of Xiphias gladius (swordfish), 6193 nucleotides long. Its product is annotated as calsyntenin-2-like. The record is from RefSeq and is a predicted model, not a curated record. Gene Ontology annotation, cellular component: postsynaptic membrane; cell surface. Gene Ontology annotation, biological process: positive regulation of synapse assembly; positive regulation of synaptic transmission; homophilic cell-cell adhesion. The coding region runs from base 757 to 3534 and encodes 925 amino acids. NCBI's taxonomy places the organism in Eukaryota, Metazoa, Chordata, Actinopteri, Istiophoriformes, Xiphiidae. The transcript has 21 exons. Gene Ontology annotation, molecular function: kinesin binding; calcium ion binding; amyloid-beta binding.
GUGGGAAUCAAGGUGCGUUGGUGACAGGUGUAUGCUAUAAGCAAUGGAACAGAGACUGUGGUCUUUCCCACUUCAGCUAGACGUUCAUAGGCCUCAAGCUAUUAGACGUAGAAACUAUGAGUUGCUGUGAUUUUUGACAGCUGUAACAAUGCUAUUUAAGUCAUAGGACAGCAUUAAAAUGCCAACGAUAUUAUGUAAACUCAGCCUUGACAUUGAACAACCGGCUAACGUUAAUUGGCCUAAACUACGUGCAAAGCGACAAACACACAUUCGGAUGGAUAUAUGGAAGAAACUGCAAAAAGUAGUACAUUCAAGCGGUCAUAUUACAAAAUACACAAACUGUCAAGAUCCCCUCCCUGUGUCCCUCCUGUCGAUCACUUGCCCCUCUCUUAUCGCGUGAAGCUCGCCACAUGGAACCAGAUCAUGCCCGGAAACGAUGGUUUUAUUCUUCACCAUAAAAGUUUACAAUUUGUCAAGCCUGAGUACCUAGUGACCGUCUCUCGACCUACCGACUACCCCUCGCGCCUGGCCAGCUGAGAAGAAUCUCGCGCUCGGGAGGUGAUCCAGGCUUUGAGAAGAGCAGAGGAUGAGGAGACAACAUCACCCACACAGCACGACCACCAUGCAGACACUCGGGGUCCCUUUUUUGCUGUUUUGGCUUGUCUGGGGCCACUCCUCCGCUCUCGGCGGAAAAGCAGAUGGAGUUUGAAGAAGGUGAAGGCUGUCAGAUAUGCGUAAAAGCUCCAGAAAACAAUUAUGAACAAGCACAAGCCAUGGAUUGAGACAUCCUACCACGGUGUGAUCACAGAGAACAUGGACACUGUACUGCUGGACCCUCCUCUGGUAGCUCUAGACAAGGAUGCCCCGGUCCCCUAUGCUGGGGAGAUUUGUGCCUUUAGGAUCUAUGGUCAGGAUGCUCCAUUCGAGGCGGUGGUGUUGAAUCGGACAUCAGGAGAGGGAGUCCUGAGGGCCAGUAGCCCUGUGGACUGUGAGAGCCAGAAAGAGUACACCUUUAUAAUCCAGGCCUAUGACUGUGGGGCUGGACCUAGUGGGGCCGACUGGAAGAAAUCCCACAAGGCAGUGGUUCACAUCCAGGUAGAUGAUAUCAAUGAGUUCUGUCCUGUGUUUCGGGAGCCACUGUACAAGGCAUCAGUAACAGAAGGCAAGAUCUAUGACAGCAUUUUGCAGGUGGAAGCUUGGGACCAGGACUGUUCACCACAAUACAGCCAGAUCUGCAACUAUGAAAUUGUCACUGCUGGGACACCAUUUGCCAUAGACCGCAAUGGUAACAUCAGAAAUACAGAGCGACUCAGCUUUGACAAGCAGCAGAGCUACAAUAUUAUGGUGACAGCCUUUGACUGUGGUCAGAAGAGAGCAAAGGAGGAUGUGGCUGUGCAUAUUGAUGUCAAGCCUGUCUGCAAACCUGGAUGGCAAGGUUGGAACAAGCGUGUGGACUAUGAGCCAGGGACCGGGAGCAAGCAGCUGUUCCCCAAGAUGCACUUGGAAACCUGUGGCGGUCCCCUGUCUGGCGUGAGGGCGAUGGUAGAGCUGCAGACCAAUCACAUUGGGAAGGGCUGCGACCGUGAAACAUACUCAGAGAAAUCUCUGCAAAAACUCUGUGGUGCAGCAUCAGGCAGCACCGACCUCCUUCCUGCCCCCAGCCUUUCCACAAACUGGACAGCAUCUCUGCUGACUGACAGUGGGCGAGACAGCGACCUCAUCUACAGAUUCGAUGGACGUCAGGCUGCUAAUGUUCCAGAUCACGUGGUUCCCCAAAACCUGACAGACCAGUUCACCAUAGCAACCUGGAUGAAACACGGGCCCAGUCCAGGACUUAGAGCUGAGAAGGAAACCUUACUGUGUAACUCUGACAAGACUGAGAUGAACCGCCACCAUUACUCUCUGUAUGUGCACAACUGCCGCCUGGUGUUCCUGCUCAGAAGAGAUUUCACUCAGGUCGACACUUUCAGACCUGCCGAGUUCCAUUGGAAACUGGAGCAGAUCUGCGACAAGGAAUGGCACUAUUAUGUGAUCAACGUGGAAUUUCCUGCAGUGACACUAUUUGUGGAUGGUGUGACCUAUGAACCCUACCUGGUGACGGAUGACUGGCCAAUCCACGCUUCAAAGAUUGAUACGCAGCUGACUGUGGGCGCCUGCUGGCAAGGUGGUGAGGUAGCGACCCCAAGGUUCACCCAGUAUUUCCACGGCAGCCUGUCAGGUCUGACAAUCCGACCAGGCCGCAUUGAAACCCAGAAGGUUAUCUCCUGUUUGCAGGCCUGCAAAGAAGGCCUUGAUAUUAACUCCCUUGAAAGCCUAGCUAAGGACAUCAAGUUCCAUUUUAACCCUGCCCAGUCUGUGCUGGUGGUGGAAGGAGAGGAUGUGGACAGCAUCAACACAGCCAUGACCAAGGUCUCCUACAUCAACUCUCGCCAGUUCCCCACCCCAGGCCUCCGACGGCUACACAUCACAACCACAGUACAGUGUUUCGGGGAGGACACGUGCCUCUCGAUCCCAGACAUCAAGGCAGUCGUUAUGGUGCUGCCGCCCAGUGAACCGAGAAUCACAAUUACAGGAUCUAAUCGACUCGUAAGGCCGGCCGGUGACCUGCAGGGCCCGCUAGGUGUGGCUCCCUUCAAAGAGCUUCAUAUCACCAGCACAGUAAUGAAGGGAGACAGCUUCAGUGGAUUCCGUAGGCCAGGUGUGAUGGAAGUGAUGCAUAACCUGGACUACUGCGACAUCCUGGUAAUUGGAGACGAAUUGAAUCCUGAGAGAGAGAGUCUGGAGAUUCAUCACAGUGCUUUGUUGGGAAAACACCUGGAUGCCACCAACUCCACCUCUGGAAUUUCAAUAUAUGGUGUGGACUCCAUGGCCCACUAUGAGCAGGCACUGAGACAGGUGCGCUACAGGAACUGGCGACCUGCCACCCUGAGUGAGAGAAGGUUCAGACUCACCUGCUCUGAACUCAACGGACGUUACACCAGCAACGAGUUCAGUAUGGAGGUCAGUGUUCUUCACCGCUCAGCGCCUGUGGAGCAUGUCAAUCAUAUGGCAGCCCAACCUCAGUACAUGAGACCUGUCCAUCACCCACUCAUGAUACAUACUCUCAACUCACAUGUGCCAGGACCAGCACCUCCAGCAGCCACAGUGGUUAUUGUGGUUUGUAUCGCCGCCUUGGUUGUGAUUGUGGUGAUCGGCGUGUACAGGAUCCACGCCACACAUCAGGAGGGGUCAAGAGAGGACGAGGACGAGGUCAAAGACCCUGAGGUGGACUGGGACAACUCUGCUCUCACCAUCACUGUUAACCCCAUGGAGAACAUAAGAGGAGCUCAGGCGCUGGAUGAAGAGGUAAAAGAAGAGAACCGGGAGGAGGAGGAAGAAGAGGAGGAUGAAGAACAGGUGGGAGGAAUGACAAGUGCUGAGUCAGAAAACAGUGAUGAAGAUGAAGAGGAGGAAGACGAAGAAGAGAGAGAAGAGGGGAAAGAUAGGAAGCAGAUUGGAAAGCUUGAGUGGGACAGUUCCUCCGUAACAUACUGACCACACACACACACACACACACACACACACACACACACACACACACACACACACACACACACACACAAAAGCAAAAUCACUGAUAAAAUUACCUACAUUCCGUUGCUGGAAACACCUUAAAUGGGCCCACGUUGUCAUUUUAAAUAAAACAUCUCCCUCUGCUGGACAAAAUCAGAACUACAGAAUCAGCUGCAGUCUCACAGUGCUGGAACAGUGUUUUUAUGCACAUUGUAAUUCACAUCAAAGUCAGUGAUCCAGGGAAAAAUAUAUCAAACAAGCACAGUCUCAUUAUGUGUGCAUAAUUAACCAGAGUUCUACUGAUAGAAUUGAAUCUCAAACUCUGAAACGAUCGAGAAUUAAAUCUUAAAUAUGGUGAGACAAAUAUAAACACAAGGAUGAAGUGAGCUUUUAUCCCAACAUUUGAUAUUUGCAAUUUCAUGUGUCCUCAGAUUACUUUUGUAUUGUUUACUUUUUAAACAGGUUGUCUGCAAUUUGGUGAGUUUAACAGCGAGCUGUAUCCAUAUAUAUAUUGAAUGAUAAAUGUAUCCAUAAACCUUUUUGAUAUAAUUCCUUUGGACUAUAUAGAGGGUAUAACAUAGCUGUAAUUUCACUCAGUGUAUAACCUCUGGUCUCAUCUUUAACUCAAACCAGACACUUUUGCUGUCCUUAAAAUCUGUGUGAUCAGUGCUGAGUUUCCCUAAACACAUCACAGUGCUGUGGUUCUGUGGCCUGGACACUGAAGAGAAACAUGUUCUCCCUCUCUCUCUCUUUAUCUCUUACAUAAACAUUCCACAUUUGUUCUGCUUUACGUACAAUACGAUGCAGAAUUAUUAACUGUUUAAAAUCUUUCACUUUUGUUUUCCUAGUAUUUAAAAGCUAAAAUGAUCACUUUUCUGUCUGAAGCUGAUUAACAAAGUUCACUGUAGUUCAGCUACUCUUAGAAACAAAAGAAUUGAUGGCGUUCAGAGUCUGAUUGCUGCAUCUGUGUCCUCUACCAUAUCUGUUCAUACUGUGGCCUAAUAUAAACCUCGCUGUUUAGGGUUAGAUCACUUAUCUUUCUUUUUUCAGCAGAUGAAAAGGUAGAGAGAUGUUACUGUAUGCUAUUGAAAUCCUGUCUUUCCUUGUUUUUAUUUCCAUAAUCAUGGGAGCCCUCUGUGCAUUUAUGGGCCCGGUAAAAAUACCUGUGCAUAGAAACAGGGAUACUCCAGUGAUUUGGACUUAUGAGAGACAGAUUUUUAAAUGGUCAAAAUUAGUGCAGCAGAGGCUGAGAUAUCCUGACCUGACUUUGAGUGCCUAGAAAGGGUCAAUCUCCGAAAAUGCCUGAUCCUACACUAACCAUAAUGCAACUCAGUUGCAUUUCUUCUUAGACCUGCCAAACAUCUAAAUUCAUCCGUUGCACAAACCCGUGGUUCUUGACUGUCUGGAGUACGACCCAGUAGGAGUGUAACAAUACAAAAAACUUCCUACAGCAUCAAAUCUCAGUGCAGUGCAGACCUGUAGCAGAGCUGAGAUGCUGUGUGCUGCUCCUUAAUGUGACAUGGCUCAGUACCUCUGCUAAUGUGACUGUCAGGCUCAGGACAGUUUCCUGGGCAAACCCAAAACGACUGACGAUGUCCUCACUGCUGUAUGUUUCCAACCGGUUACUGCGGUCUCUAAAAACUCUUUCCUUUCUAAUUUCUCUCUCCACAGCAGCAUUAGAAAACCACAAACUAUGAGCCACGUUUUCAUCCUUUUGUCAUUUGGUGCCGCCAAUUUGCACAUAUCACCGAUUGUUACCAUGGAAAUAUGGCUCGCACUGCUAAGUUAGCCUGGUGGUAGGGUGGUUAACUUUUUAGGCUUAAAAUAAGUCAGUCUUUAUUUUUGUGAAAGUUCUAACUUGCAUUUGAGUAAUUUAAGAGCAAAAUUAAGACUAACCACAGACCGGUCUCCACACAUCCUGAUUGUAACACAGGCUUUAUGUUUGUCUCAUGUCGAAGCAGUGAUAACCCUGGUUACAUCGUCUGGGUUAUUUUCUCAGACUUGAUGAAACCUCCUGCAGAGCCACAGAUGACACUAUACCACUGUUUUCACUUACUGAGUGGUACGCAUCUUCAUGUGUAAAAGUGCCCCUUUAAAGCGAAGACCCACAGAUAAACUUUGCUAAACUUUGCUGGAGAAAAGAAGCAGAGGUGGAAACUUCAAUGACACCGAUUCCAUCUUGUACCAUCAUUAUAACAUUUAAGUAAAUCAGCUCAGACAAAAUCCCAGUUUAAUCUCACGAGUUUGUCUUCACUCAAAUGAUCUAAAAGAAACUCCAUAUCCCUUUGACUCUCCAUUUCCGCUCAGAAAAAUCGCCUGUCGCCUGUUCAGGACGGUACGGUUGACUAUCACUCCCUCUGAGCGCUCUAACUGAUGCGUCUCCCGUUCACCUUUCCCUGCCUCUGUUGGUCUUUAAGCACCUGUGAUUGUGAUGUCAUCAUUGUGAAAAAACUGCCUUGUUUCCCCCGUCCCCCUUUUGUCAUAUUGUGCUUCUGAAAGAUUCAAGAGAAAAAAAGAUUCUUUUACAUAUAAAAACAAACCCUGUAAAAAUGUUCAGGACAGUUAUUUUAUAUAUCUGUUUCUUUUUCUUUUUGUAAACAAAAUGGUUGGGAUCUCCCUCUCUUUAGUGGUCAUCCCACUG